This is a messenger RNA of Arabidopsis thaliana (thale cress), 2609 nucleotides long. Its product is annotated as cadherin EGF LAG seven-pass G-type receptor, putative (DUF3527). Lineage: Eukaryota; Viridiplantae; Streptophyta; Magnoliopsida; Brassicales; Brassicaceae. The record is from RefSeq and is marked reviewed. Bases 550 to 2361 code for a protein of 603 amino acids. The transcript is spliced from 3 exons.
CCACACUUUAAACUAAAAAACCCUAAAUCUCGAGCCUUGACACAAGAGAGAAAAAAGAAACACACAACACAAAGAAGUGGGUCCGCAUUUGUAAGAAUCACCAUUCCUUAGUAGUGGCCAUAGUCAAGUGUCACCACACACACACCAAAAAUAAAGACGUUCCUUUUUUCUCUUCGUCUCCAUUGGUACUUACUUACUAGUCAGACAUUAACGUGCCUUUGUGAAAAACCAACCCAUCUCUUUCCCUCUCUCUAGAAACCCAGAGAAGAAAACUCUUGCUUCCAAGCUUUUCCCACUCAUAAUUGCUUAUUAGAAGGAGAAAUUUUGCUUCUUUUCCUCUGCUUCCUCUUAACAUAGAAGAAAUUGGAGACACGGAAGGAAGAAGAUCGCAACAAUCCAGAAUUGGUGGAGGAGAUUGCUUCGAUCUAAUCACUUCUUCUUCCAUCCUCCAGAUUACUUGGAACUUGGAAGUGGUCUUUCUUCAAUCUGUAUAAGAAGAUGGGAAGUUGAAAUUUGCUCGGCUUUGAUUUGAGUAUAGCGAGCGGAACGAUGGGAAGUGUUUCUCCUGAUGCUCAGAAGGAUGAUCUUGAGCUUGAAGAUUCAUUGAACAUUGAUGAGAAUCUGUCUGGGGGAAAUGGCUUAUUGAAGUCAGGGAACUUGUUGAGCCAGAAAAGACAGCAAUGUAGUUUAGUUUCAAACAGCGGAAAGUGGUUACAGAUUGUUAAAAACGGUCCCAAGGGAUCUUUUUCUCGUGCCACUAGUUUCUUCGAUAACAAGAUCCCAAGGCAGUUGGUGUCAGUAGACGAGAAGUAUCUCCGUCGAUGCCUUGACCUGAUUAAUAUCAGUGCGUUUAAGUCAGCCAGUUGCAGCCUUUCUUUGAAUCUUGUAGGAUCAAAGAUGAGUUUGUCUUCACGUCGCUUCGAUUUACCUGUUAUCCCCAAAGAAAAUGUUGCUCGCCUUGUGUUUGAUCUUCCGUUGGUAGAUGAUUCAGGCAGUCCAGUGAUUAGCCGUGCAAUUAUAGGUUGCAAGAGGGUUACAUAUAUGCUUGAUAAGCCUACGUUACACAGUCUCGAAGCAUUAGAUGGUGAUGGUAAUAAUAUCGGGACAAGGCGAGACCAUAAUGGUGAAAGCGAGUUGGUUUCAUAUGAUGUUGUGAGGAAGAUAGAGGAAAAAAACACCCCGGAUUCACAGUUUCUGAGUUAUCAUUCUGGAAACAUGCCCCGAAAGGCAGUUUCUUUAUCAAGCACAAAUUCAUUGAGUUCUUCUUCUUCUGAGCAAUCUUCUUCCUCGUGGUCUCCAUCUUCAUCAGUUUCUCAAGGAACACUUCAAUUCACUAUGAAAGACAACAAGACGCCUCAUUUUGUUUUCUCACUGGAUGAUCAGAAAGAGAUCUAUGUAGCUAGCUUAAGCACUACUAGUGUUGGGUCAGGUUUCGACCGUAGUUCUCUAGACUAUUCGUAUUUGAUCCAUUUGAAGAAAGGUCGCGGAUCUGAGCCGCAGCAUUUGGUUGGUAAACUAAAGGUAUCAACUUUGUUUUCUGUCUCGUCCACGAAUGAAAAAACUGUAGAGAGACAGUUUGUUCUAUUCAGCAGUGGUGGAAAUCCGCAGUUACCGUGCCACAAAGAUAUUAGGAAAAACAGAGGAUUGCCUAAGAAAGUCGUUGAUGCUCUCAAAAGCACCAAACGCACUUCAAGGCAAAGAAGUAUCUCAAGAUUCAGUAGAACAAGCUCCAUACCGGAUUUUUGUUCUUGGGAGCCAUUUCAAGAACAUGACAGCGAUCUUGAACCCAUAAGUUUACUGGAUAAUGACCUUCCACCAAAUCUUGAAACCUCAGCUGUUGUUGUGAGAGAACAGUUUCCAGUGGAAGAAGAAGAAGAAGAAGAAGUCGAAAAAGUUGGAGGCUGGGGCAUGAAGUUUCUCAAGAAAAUUCCCUUAGCUCGAACCAAGGAUGCUUCUAAAUGUUCUAAGCAUUCCACAAGCAUAGAUGUUGUGAUUCCUUUAGGGAUUCACGGAGGGCCGAGAAAUAGAAACGGUGGUCCUUCGAGCUUGAUUCAGAGAUGGAAAUCCGGUGGAUGCUGUGAUUGCUCUGGAUGGGACUUGGGUUGCCCCUUAACCGUCCUUAAAGGCCAAGCGCGAAAAGACCAAAGUGAAGGCCAAUGCAAUCUUUUUGAGCUUUUCACAGAGGGAUUGAUGCAGGGAAGUCCUGGACUAAGGAUCAUGAAUGUUCGAGAUGGUCUCUACUUUGUCCAGUCUCAAGCAAAGAUAUCAGUUUUGCAAUCUUUUUCAAUUGCUUUAGCAUACAUUCAUAGCCAAAGCCAGAGACUCCGGCCAUGGUCGUCAAAGAAGUGUACAGAAGCUUAACUAGCAAAAGAAAGGAUUGCACAAAGUAAGAUGGGCAAAACUCAGCCUUCAUAGUUUUUAGUUGGGUUCUUGAGUUAACAAUAUCUACAAAUUAGUAGAUAUUAUUUUUAUUUUUUUAUUUUUUGGCUUUCUGUUUAAAUCUAUAGAAAGUAUAUCAUUGUCUCUUUACUGGAAUCAUAUGUGGGCUUUGGUAUUGUUUUUCAAAGAGUUGUGUAAAAUGUAAAUUCUGACUUUUGAUUUUCACCUUC